Molecule: messenger RNA, 1631 nt
Organism: Humulus lupulus (European hop)
Lineage: Eukaryota; Viridiplantae; Streptophyta; Magnoliopsida; Rosales; Cannabaceae
Product: UPF0496 protein At1g20180-like
Exons: 2
Coding region: 250-1446 (398 amino acids)
Source: RefSeq, a predicted model, not a curated record
AGAACUAACUAAUGUGGCGCUGCGCUACUUCUGCUGCUUAACGCCAACUGGACUUGCUUCUGCGUUUUCUGUUAACUCCUCCUCUAUCAAGCCUAGAAAUACAAAUCAGAACUCUCUCUCUCUCUCUCUCUAUAUAUAUAUAUAUAUGCCUCCAUAACGGGCCUCUUUAAUUUGCUCUAUUUAGGGAAAAAAUUUAUUUAUUGACACCUUUUUAGCUAGUUUGUGUAUGUGUGUGAAUUAUAUAUAUAUAUGUACUCCAUGAUGAGAAAGGCUCUGUGGAACAAGUUCAAAUCUCCAUUUACAGAUACAGGCAGAUCAUCACGCAUGGAGGGCAAUAAUAGCUUGUCCAGCAAGUUAAGUGUUAAUGAAGAGUACGCGAACGCCUUCCGAACAAGGUCUUAUGAAGAUAUGUGGGGAAGAGUUCAUGGGCAAUCAGGAUUAACAACAAACACUACUACUAGAUUAUCAUCAUCGUCGUCGCCAUUCUAUUUGGAGAUCUCCGAGUAUUUAUUGGAACCAAGGCCAGAAAUACUGAAGAACAUGAUGGAGAGCUUAAAAUUCCACCACCUGUUGAUCGAAUACUUCGACGCAAGCAUACGAGCAUGUCACAUAUGCGAAUUGCUUUUAAGAAGCAUUCAUCAAACUCGUUCGGACUAUCGGAAAAUAGAAAAGGUGAUUAAGAUGAGCAAAAGGGUACUUAUACUACAUGAUUGUAGUAGUAGUAGUAAUCAUGAAGAUCAUCAUCAUAGUGACCAAUAUUAUUUCCGAACCAUAUUCAGAGAGCUCACUUCGAUUGCAUUGCUUAGAAUAAACCCUUUGACAAUUAUAAGCCCUCUUCAAUAUCGUGAUAUUCGGGAAAGCUACAUGGUUUUGCUCCAUAAACUAACCUCCAAACAGAAGAAGAUCAAAAGGAGAGAAAAUCUCAUAAAAAUUUGCAAGAAAGUUGGAGGAGUUGGCCUUGUGAUAUCGCAUAGUUUGCUCUUGGUUGCCUUGUUAGUCUUUGCAAUAUUGCAUGGCAUGUUUGGUCUUGUGGCUGUUCCGGCUGUAAUGGGCUGUUCUUCAAUUUACUUGGGUAAGAAGAGAAAGUUGGAUUCGGCGGCUCGAAAUCGGGUUGGGUGGGGCACUGGCAGGGUAACCUCCGGAGGUGGGGUUGGUGAGCAGCUUGAUGUAGCUGCAAAAGGGGUUUUUAUAUUGAUCAAUGAUUUUGAUACGAUGAGUCAAAUGGUGAGAAGGUUACAUAAUGAGGUGGAGCACAAAAAAUCUGUGGCUGAUAUAUGUGUGAGGAGUAAGAAGUUUGAGCUAUUGAAGGAGGUAGUGAAGGAGUUUCAUGCUCAGGAUUCCAGCUUUUUGGAGCAACUAGAAGAGCUUGAAGAGCAUAUUCACCUUUGUAUACUGACCAUAAACCGAUCCAGAAUGCUAGUAAUCCAAGAGAUUAUAGCUAGUUGAAUUAAUAGUAAGACAAGCUCAUUUGCCAUAAAGAGGAUUGUGUUCGUCUAUACAAAUCAUUGUGCAAGUAAGACUGCGGAAGAAAAGAGUUGUGACCCAUAAAGAUAUCAUGUCAUUUUAUCUAAUUUUAUUUAUGUUGGAAAAAAUUGAGUGAACCAGAAAUUGAUGCCUAAAAUGGUAACGAU